AUGAAGCUCUACCUUUGGGACCAGGCUGCAACAGAGUUCUGCCAGAAAUUCAAAACCUUUGAAAACACUCCAACAGUGAUUUUGGUCACGACUGUUAACCCCAAACGUCUCGGAGGUACCCUUGCCCUCAUCUCUAUGUCCUCCACACGGGUGUUCAUGGACAAUGAUUUCCAACCAACCAUAAAGUAUUUCACCUGGCUCGGCUGUAACCCAGACACUGCUAAGCAGGUUAGUGCAGAGGUGGUAACUAAGCGUGAGACGCUAUCUAUAGCGGACAUAUUCUCCUACAUCAAGCAGGACUCUGCAAAGGAUGCCUUUUUUGAGUGCACAGCUACAAUUGAUGAUGUUGUUCAUGGCUCUGCUUGGUACUACAUUGCAUGCAGUGGGUGCCAAUCUAAGGCUACCAAGGGCCCAACAUCGAUGGUUUGUACAAACACAAAGUGUGAGAAUGUUAACACAACUGGUGUUGCACGGUACCGUGCAAAGAUAUCUGUUUAUGACAACAGUGAGCAAGCUGUUUUUGUCUUGCUUGGUGAUGCUGGUCGUUCUUUAACUGGGAAGCACGCAUCGGAGUUGCUAAGCAGCUACUUUGAGGUAAAUAAGCAUCAGUUUUUUACAACUCACACUGUUAUUAUUGGAUGUAAGGCCAAUGGAGACAAAGGAGCUGAGGCUGAGGUGCCUGUCCCAGAAGCUCUAAUCAGCAUCAUCGGACAAACGCAUAGGUUUUGUGUGAAAGUGACGGAUCACAACUUCUCAGGCAACACCCGACCUAUAACAGUCACCAAGGUCCUCUCUCAAGACAUCCCUCCACACACAGAAGCAUUGGUUGGAAACAACAAUGCUGCAGCGUCCAAGGAAACGAUGCUGACCAGAGACGAAGUGUCCGAACCCUCCAAAAGCCGUGGAGAUUGUGCAAAUGAAGAGAGUAAGAGGGGGUAUGACACUGCUGAUCCAGAGAAGGCUAAACGGCCAAGAUGUGAGAAUUAG
Molecule: messenger RNA, 987 nt
Organism: Brassica oleracea var. oleracea
Lineage: Eukaryota; Viridiplantae; Streptophyta; Magnoliopsida; Brassicales; Brassicaceae
Exons: 5
Coding region: 1-987 (328 amino acids)
Biological process (GO): DNA repair; DNA recombination; DNA replication
Cellular component (GO): nucleus
Molecular function (GO): DNA binding
Source: RefSeq, a predicted model, not a curated record